This is a messenger RNA of Lolium perenne, 537 nucleotides long. The record is from RefSeq and is a predicted model, not a curated record. NCBI's taxonomy places the organism in Eukaryota, Viridiplantae, Streptophyta, Magnoliopsida, Poales, Poaceae.
AUGCAGGACUCAGGAUCGGCUCAUCCUCGCGCAGACACGCGCAGACGGAGCCACGGAGGGGCUCCUCCUCCGCGCUGCCACUCGCCUCCUCCCCCGACCACCUCCUCCACGCCGCCCCCGACCACCUCCUCCGCGGAGCAGCACGCGCCGCCCCCAACCACCUCCUCCGCGGAGCAGCACGCGCCGCCCCCAACCACCUUCUCCACGGAGCAGCACGCGCCGCAGGCGGAGCCUACCUUCCCCGUGUCCUCCGCCUCGACCAUGGCCGCUCCAGCACCAGCAGGCCCAUGCAGCGGCGGGAGCAAGUCCGUGCUCGACGGUGCAUUUCCCUUUAUUUUAAUAAGAUGUUUGGAAGGCUCCUGUUCAUCUGCUGAUGCUGCUCCCUGGUUUCACUUGAAGAUGUAGAUUCAUGCCAAGUUGAUCUCAGCUGCUAAAAGGGUGGUAUAUUCAUGAACCGUGGUGACCUCUGUUAUUUCACAUUUGAACAAGAACUCUAAAAUGCUCACAGUUUGUUGUUUCUAGAGGUUAUCUCUACUG